This is a messenger RNA of Alternaria atra, 1968 nucleotides long. RefSeq lists its product as uncharacterized. Gene Ontology annotation, cellular component: autophagosome; cytoplasm. Bases 1 to 1968 code for a protein of 655 amino acids. Gene Ontology annotation, biological process: autophagy; protein autophosphorylation; peptidyl-serine phosphorylation. Gene Ontology annotation, molecular function: ATP binding; protein serine/threonine kinase activity. The record is from RefSeq and is a predicted model, not a curated record. Lineage: Eukaryota; Fungi; Ascomycota; Dothideomycetes; Pleosporales; Pleosporaceae. The transcript has 3 exons.
AUGCAACUCAAAGCUGAUCUACGUUCCGAAGACCAUGAUAGCAAGAGAUACGUGCGCGAACUCGAAGCGUUAGCUAAGUUUACGCAAGGAAAAUAUGCGCGUCACUUUGUGAGAACAUACGGUUGGUAUCAAGAUGGGGGCUGGCUCUACAUUUGCAUGGAGCACUGCAAGCACUUGGACCUUGGAACCUACCUGAGAACUCAUACUACUGUGUCAGAAGAUACAGCCAAGGCGAUUGCUCUGCAAGUCCUCCAAGGGCUGUCUAAAAUGCAUAGAAACUCGUUCGCCCAUAGAGACCUAAAGCCCGCCAAUAUUUUGAUACACCACAAACCCCCGGAAGACGAUGAAUGGUGGGUGGUACUUGGCGAUCUCGGACUUAGUCGACGCAGUGGCACCUCCUCAGGAACGACCACCGUUCGGGGCACACCGAGUUUCAUGGCUCCAGAGACUAUUGGUAAGCCCUUUAUGGGUAACCCGAAGGAUGCAGACCCUUACAGUGCCGAUAUGUGGUGUUUGGGAGAGACGAUAUCAUAUGCCAUAACAGGACAUCAUACAUUUUCGGACGAUCAUCUCCUGCAGUACCAAGAACGCCGCAUCGGCUUCCCUGAUGAAGCUCUGAAGAAGUCGGGGGCUAGUGUUCGCGCAAUCAACUUCAUCGGCUCCCUGAUGGAGGUGGAACCAUUAAGGAGACUAACUGCCGCGCAAGCCCUCGAUCACCCUUGGAUCACAGCCGAUCAUCUCUCGCAUACGGAUACACCCAACAACACUGCUGCGAACCCAGUGCCUAAAAAUACAUCUGAUUUCCCAAAGAAGCAAAGCAGAGCAAUCAUCAUCAAGGACGCUAAUGGCGAGGUUGUUGAGUACGACAAGCGGAAGCUUCCAACACUCAGUCAGACAACACAAGCUUCCGCGCAAUGGACGCAAACCGUGCCCUCGCAUUCUGAAGAUACCCAGGCUUCCGCACAAUGGACGCAAACUGUUCCUAUGCACCCAGACAAUACCCAAGCUUCCGCGAUGUGGACUGGAACUGUCGCAAGUCCCGGAACGCAGAAAGACACCUCAACUUCCGUCUACCAGCCAACGGUCCGCCAGCGUACCGUAGAGACGGCCAUUGUCCGGAAAGAAAAGGAAGAAGAACAAGUGCCUGAUCCCGAGCAAGCUCGGAGCUCCAUCCCCUCCAGCAGGACUGAUUUAUUUCUCCGUCAACUCGACCAACGGCUCAAGACAGAUGAGGAACGCGACCUUCUAGACUCAUUCAAGCAGUUCUCGGCCGCAGAAAGGCUUCGCACUUCCGAAAGGCAAAAGGCUUUCGCGCGCGAGAACAAAGCAACCAAACUGAAUGAUUUAAGGAAAUUUAGUCGAAAUUUCAUGUUGAACACUCCUGUUCCUAGUGACCUUCUCCCUAUCCUAUCCAAAGAUGAAGAGAAGCAGAGACAAAUAAUGGCCAACGAUGAAGAGAGGCGGAGAGGGAUGGAAGCCUCUGUUAAAAGACAAGCUCCGGUUGACAAGUCGAAAACUGGGGAGAAAGACAACAUGGAUAUGAGAGUGUCACAAGAGGAGCAGAAGCAGGUUCCACCUGGAGUAUCACCAUUACCGCGACGGCAACCAUACGGUAAUGCGGCGCUACCGCCAUCCGCGAACACCAGCCGUCGACGACCACCAACAGUAGUGCGGCCUCACUCAGUAUCCGCCAGUAAACCUGCGUUACCUAGAAACCAAUUUGGACCCCAGCCCUUUAGGGUUGUUUCGGGAACACAGGUACCGGUGGAGAAAGCCCUUCACUCUCCCAGCCCAACACGGUGGGAAGAAGCGGUGCGCAGACAGGAGAUGAUUGCUGCUCAGACUUUGGUGCAGCAGCCUACGGCUGAGGCGACAAGUUCAAGCACGACAGAGGUACCUAAUACGCAAGCACGUGGCAAGAAGAAAAAGAAGAGCAAGAGUGGAGGGCAGAAAGUCGAAGGAAGAUAA